CAUUCUCAACACAGAUCAUGUGCCUCAGUGUUCAGCCACUGGCUCGCCUCUCCCUGCUGCAGGAAGUCGAGCUUGUUAUUCUUUAUACCCCCUCCUCCACCUCUCCUCUUCUCCUCCAUUCUUUUCUUUCCUCUUAGAGCCUGACAUCCCCAUUCACUCACACCAUUUCUCUCUGCGCAAUCGCUCUCUCUGCCUCCUGCUCUGUCAGGCCAAAGAGAGAGAGAGAGAGAGCUGUGUCUGUGUUGCCGUGCUGUAGCCCAGGCUGAGAGAGAGAGAGACAGAGGACGCUCGUGAGAGGAGGAACAGUCACUACAGUGCACCGAAGGAGAGGAAGAGGAGGAAGAAAGAAGGAAAGGAAAGGAGAGGCCUCCACUGUGGCCAGGAGAUCCAGCGGCAGCCAGUGAGAACCAGCCAGGUAGAGAAGGAGAGGCCCCCACUGUACCUACGAGAUCGUGGGGCAACCAGUGAGAACCAGCCAGGGAGAGAAGAAUCCAGGGAAAAGCCUGCUAAAACCAGCCAGACCAGGCGGUCAUGGAGGCCCAGGUGAGGGAUCUAUCCCUCCUGUCUCCCCUGGGCACCAACGAGUCCCUCCCUCCCCCCACCCUGACCCCGGCCGUACCCCCUUACGUGAAGCUAGGUCUCACUGUGGUCUACACUGUCUUCUAUUUCCUGCUAUUCCUCUUCAUCUAUCUACAGCUGUGGAUGGUGCUGCGCUACAAACACAAGCGGUUCAGCUACCAGACAGUGUUUCUCUUCCUGUGUCUGCUGUGGGCUGCGUUGAGGGCCGUCCUCUUCUCCUUCUACUUCAGAAACUUUGUGACAGCCAACACACUGGGACCAUUCCCCUUCUGGCUGCUCUACUGCUGCCCUGUCUGCCUCCAGUUUUUCACCCUCAGCCUCAUGAACCUCUAUUUCGUCCAGGUUGUGUUCAAGGCAAAAUCGAAAUAUGCACCAGAGCUUCUGAAAUACAGGUUACCCCUGUACCUCCUCUUCCUGUCCAUCAGUAUGGUCUUCCUGGUAGUAAACCUGACCUGCGCCCUGCUAGUGAGGAUGAGCAGCACAAAGGCCCAGACCAUUGUACUGAUCAGAGUAGCCAUCAACGAUACGCUGUUUGUCCUGUGUGCCAUCUCCCUCUCCAUCUGCCUCUACAAGAUCGCAAAGAUGUCCCUGGCUAAUAUCUACCUGGAGUCCAAGGGAACCUCGUUGUGCCAGGUGACAGCUAUAGGAGCCACAGUCACCCUGCUAUACACAUCCAGAGCCUGUUACAACCUGCUGGUUCUGGCCCUCACCAACGUUAAGAUCAACUCCUUCGACUACGACUGGUCAACGUUUCUGACCAGGUAAUACUGUACGGCAGUG
This is a messenger RNA of Salvelinus sp. IW2-2015, 1359 nucleotides long. Its product is annotated as G protein-coupled receptor 137Ba-like. Gene Ontology annotation, biological process: regulation of autophagy; negative regulation of osteoclast differentiation; positive regulation of TORC1 signaling. The record is from RefSeq and is a predicted model, not a curated record. Gene Ontology annotation, cellular component: lysosomal membrane. NCBI's taxonomy places the organism in Eukaryota, Metazoa, Chordata, Actinopteri, Salmoniformes, Salmonidae.